AUGAGUCUUUCCCAGUCUAAUAUUACUGCCAAAGACAAUCUCAAGGGUAUUAUAGCAGCAAAUGACGAGCAAACAUACCCAAGAAACAGCCUGUCUGAGAUCCAUGCCUUUAACUUAAGAUUCCUGGGGCAUCUAUCUGAAGCACAGUUUUGCAUUGAGGAAAAGCAUGAAUACAUUGUUGAACUCCCGCCCGAUAAACAGCAUGAAAUAAAAUCACUUCUUGCUGAUGCCAUGCAGAACCCACUGAAUCUCUCUGCCACUAAUAGUGGUGACACUGAUCCAGGUUAUUCUGGAGAGACUCUUCCUAAUAGCCAGGCUCCUAUAAGAGAGAAUCCUACUGAGGAGAAUCCUAUAGGUGCGACUUCUACCGGUGAAAAUCCUACUGUCACGGCUUUUACUAGUGAAAGUCCUAUUGGCGACACUGAUACUGAUGAGACUGACUUCCAUGAAACUGAUUUUCAUGAGACUGAUUCUCGUGGUACUGAUACCGACAAUACUGACGCUGACGGUCUUGAGAAUGGCCAUGCCGAGACUGAUGCUAACAAUGACGAGGAGGGAUUAACUACCAAUUCCCCCCACAUCCAAGCUGAGCGAGAGACCUUUCUUCACGGCGAGACUGAAUCUGAAGCAACCGAGCCAUUCCCCGACUACUACGAGUCUUGCGAAGGCGACGCACCUCUUGUUGACGAAGCGCAUGAACAAGCCUAUAUCUACGCCGUCUCCAAACUUGCUGAAGAAACAAUCCGGUUUGGUGAAAUAGCUUCUAGCGAUCCUUCAAUGACCCCUUUCGCUGCCCGCGCAGCUUCCCCUGGAAACAUUAGCACCCAGCCUGAACAGGCGUCUACUAUGGAUUCCUUCUACCCUCGCUCUUUGCCUUCUCGUUUUCCAGGUGACCAAGGUCCACAGAACAACGUCAUGCCUCCUUUUGCGAUGCAGAAUUUUGCUCCUACAUACCCCUGUAGCAACCAGCCAGUCCAACAGGGUGCUGUCUACAUGAAUGCUCCUAUCCCUCAGACCGGUCCUGCAGUUGUAGUGCAGCCUGGAGAGGUUGUCCCAGCUGCUGCUAUUCCGGCAGUCUCCAACGAGGCCAUACAACGUCGUCGCGUUGCUGGAGAAGAGAGAAAGUCGGCUGCAAUUGAGGAGAUGAGAUUCUUAUUGAGCCAUGAAGGCAUUAGGGUAGAUUUGAGAAAGCGAUUUAUGGAUAUGAGCAACAUGGUGCUUCGUAUGGACUGGUUACUGUUUGGCAAUCUUAACGCGCCGGACAGCGUGUUUCUUGCCGCUGAAGUCAUCACUGAAGUCCAAUCAAUUGCUGCUCCAUUGGUUCAUUAUCUGUCUUUUCUAGAUGAAAGGCUGCAGGUCGAGGUUCGCGACGCUGAACUCGUCAAGACUUCUUUGGCCAAUGUGGCUAGAGACCAAAACAUGACCCCUGAGGUACGUUUUAGAAAUCUAACCAGGAUUAUCAUCAGGCACCUCAGACGCCCUCGCCCCAUCGAACAACGUCUGUUAUCCGUCUUCCUUGAUUUCUACGAUUCCCACGUGUACACCGAUUUCUUAAACAUCUACAACUACCAGGCUCUUCAUGAUGACGCGCUGUUUGUGGAACGUAUGGAACUAUCCCGUCUUCUGAUCGCCAUGUGGGACGUGCUCAACCGCACCAUUGAGAACUACAACUUGGUUAUUCUUAUCAACUUCGAUAUCAAAUCACAGUCUGUGGGCCCCGCCCUGGCUGAACUUGAUAACCCUGACCAGAUUUGGCAGGAGGAGCAUGAGAUUUAUCAGAGUGAGGUGAUGGCUCGCGAGGAGAGCAUUAGACAAAUGGAACUGGGAGCGCAGCUUCAGGCCGGUGGCAAUGGAGCUUAG
Aspergillus tanneri is the source of this 1860-nucleotide messenger RNA. RefSeq lists its product as uncharacterized. The coding region runs from base 1 to 1860 and encodes 619 amino acids. The transcript is spliced from 3 exons. NCBI's taxonomy places the organism in Eukaryota, Fungi, Ascomycota, Eurotiomycetes, Eurotiales, Aspergillaceae. The record is from RefSeq and is a predicted model, not a curated record.